GGAGAUUGAGAUACACGACCAACGUCGUCGUUUCCAGUAGGUAACCAUUUCUGCUCAGCCUCGUCUUCGCCCCCGCCGUUGCAACACCCGACCGACAGCGAGCUUUCUUCAGAAGCCGCCAUCGACGAUGGCGCUGCUCAAGCGAGGCGCGCGCCUCCGCCUCACCCCUCUCUCCGGCAGUCCUCUCUCUUACUCCACCAGCCACCUUCAAGAACGCGAAGAAGGAGAAGAAGAAGGAGGAGGAGGAGGAGGAGGGCCCGGAAGCCGCGAGCCUCCCGAGCUCGCCCCCUCUCCUCCUCUUUCCCCCGAAGAAACCCUAGUGGCCGACAACCUCCACGCCCUGAUCAGGGAGCACCACCGCCGGAACCCCAGCCCCGUCGGAACCCUCGGCCUCGCCCCGCCGGACCCUCGCCUCGCCAUCCCCGCCCUCUCCCUCGACCUCGCCCGGGCCUAUCCCCCCGGCUCCGGCUCCCGCUCCCUCUCCCCCGCCGUCGUCCGCCGCGUCGUCGAGAAAUGCGGGGACCUCCGCCACGGCAUCCCCUUCCUCCAGGCGCUCGCGUUCUUCAACUGGGCCGCGGCGCAGGCGGAGCUCGCGUCCCCCGCUCCUUACAACGAGAUGAUCGACCUCGCCGGGAAGGUGCGCCAGUUCGACGUGGCGUGGCACUUGAUAGACGCCAUGAAGUCGCGAGGUAUCGAGAUUAAGAUCGGGACUUUCGCGAUUUUGAUUCGUCGUUAUGUUAGGGCGGGAUUGGCCGCCGAGGCUGUCCACGCCUUUAACCGGAUGGAGGAGUAUGAUUGCCGGCCUGAUAAGGUCGCCUUCUCGAUUGUUAUCAGUAUGUUGAGUAAGAAGAGGAGGGCAGUCGAAGCUCAAUCCUUUUUUGAUAGUCUGAAGGAUAGGUUUGAGCCUGAUGUCGUUGUGUACACUAGCUUGAUUCACGGGUGGUGCCGAGCUGGUAAUAUCUCUGAGGCGGAGAGGGUGUUUGGGGACAUGAAGAAGCUGGGGAUAAAGCCCAAUGUGUAUACUUAUAGCAUUGUGAUUGAUGCUCUGUGUAGGUGUGGGCAAAUUACCCGUGCCCAUGAUGUUUUUGCGGAGAUGCUUGAUGUUGGGUGCACACCGAAUUCGAUAACCUUUAACAAUUUGAUGCGAGUUCAUGUGAAAGCCGGCAGGACCGAGAAGGUGUUGCAGGUGUAUAAUCAGAUGAAGAGGCUCGGGUGUCCUGCGGAUACAAUAACGUAUAAUUUUCUCAUUGAGACUCAUUGUAAAGACGAAAGUCAUGAGGAAGCUAUGAAGGUGCUUAAUUCGAUGGUUAAGAAAGGCUGCAGCCCCAAUGCAUCCACUUUCAAUCCGAUAUUUAGAUGCAUUGCGAAAUUGAGAGAUGUAAACGGUGCUCACAGGUUGUAUGCUAGGAUGAAGGACUUGAAAUGUCUGCCUAAUACAGUGACGUACAAUAUACUGAUGCGGAUGUUCUCCGACUCAAAGUCAACUGAUAUGGUCAUCAAGUUGAAGAAGGAAAUGGAUGAGAAUAAUGUGGAGCCCAAUGUGAACACAUACCGGAUUUUGAUCUCCAUGUACUGUGGGAUGGGGCAUUGGAACAAUGCCUACAAGUAUUUUCUAGAAAUGAUCCAAGCCAAGUGCUUGAAACCUGGUUUGCCUGUUUAUCAGAUGGUUCUAGAGCAGCUUAGGAAGGCAGGGCAGCUGAAGAAGCAUGAGGAGUUAGUGGAGAAAAUGGUGGAUAGGGGAUUCGUUACUCGACCUUUGUAGGAAUGUGCUCACCUGCAUAUGCAGGUCAAGUAAGUUACACAAUGCCCUAGCAUUAGUUCCCUGACAAUCUUUUUUGUUUUUCAUCAUCUUGAAAUGCAUUUGAUUAGAGUUUAGCAUUUGACUUUUAUUCGGUGCAACAAUACAUCGGUUCAUUUUGGUACUGUAGGUUUUCCCUACAUUUCUUCAAUGUGGAACUAUACUUUGUUGCUUGUUUGUAACUCAAAGCAAAUUUUGGUAUGAAACAUAUUUAUUGGUGAUC
Messenger RNA from Eucalyptus grandis, 2021 nucleotides. RefSeq names its product pentatricopeptide repeat-containing protein At1g20300, mitochondrial. The transcript has a single exon. Bases 128 to 1762 code for a protein of 544 amino acids. Gene Ontology annotation, molecular function: protein binding. The record is from RefSeq and is a predicted model, not a curated record. NCBI's taxonomy places the organism in Eukaryota, Viridiplantae, Streptophyta, Magnoliopsida, Myrtales, Myrtaceae.